Peniophora sp. CBMAI 1063 is the source of this 423-nucleotide messenger RNA. NCBI's taxonomy places the organism in Eukaryota, Fungi, Basidiomycota, Agaricomycetes, Russulales, Peniophoraceae. The record is from the annotation of a GenBank genome assembly.
AUGCCUGCCGUCGAUCCGACGUACCCAUUAUUUCCUAUCGCAUGCAGCAUUGCUUCAGCAAUGAUGCUUCUAGUGCUACUGACCAGCUUCAUCCGCCAGAGCUGGAACCUUGGCGUAACCUUCUUGUGCUUCUGGCUUUUCUUCGAGGAUUUGACCAACGCCAUAAACGCCAUCGUAUGGUCUGAUAACACCGACAUCAAGUUUUACGUGUAUUGCGAUAUUGUCUCGCACCUACAACUCGCGAUCUCCAUUGUCAAGCCCGCAGCAACAUUGAUCAUCACCCGCCGACUACAUCUCAUCAGCAGCUUACAGCCUGUUCCGCCCAGCAAAGCGGCGAGAUACAGAAAUCUUGCGAUAGAGUGGACUCUCGGCCUUGUGAUCCCUCUUCUCGUCGGUGGACCUUUAUGUGAAUCUUACCGAUGA